Tyto alba (common barn owl) is the source of this 4597-nucleotide messenger RNA. RefSeq names its product death associated protein kinase 2 (gene DAPK2). Lineage: Eukaryota; Metazoa; Chordata; Aves; Strigiformes; Tytonidae. The transcript has 11 exons. The record is from RefSeq and is a predicted model, not a curated record. Gene Ontology annotation, cellular component: nucleus; cytoplasm. Bases 179 to 1723 code for a protein of 514 amino acids. Gene Ontology annotation, molecular function: protein serine/threonine kinase activity; ATP binding. Gene Ontology annotation, biological process: protein phosphorylation; intracellular signal transduction; positive regulation of apoptotic process.
GCCUCCUCCCGGCACACGCGGUGGGGGCGGCCCGGCGGGGACCCUGCGCGCCGCGGCAGCGCCGGAGGGAGCCCGGCGGAGGCGGACGGGCCGCGCGCGGCGCAAUAGAAGGAGCAUAUUUGGAAAGGAAUUGAAUUGAUACUCAGCGUGCUUCCCAUGUGUUAGAAGCCAAUGAUUUAUGAAAAGGGAGGGGGAAAACAGAGCGGCCAGUCUUUAUUUUGAGUUGCAUCAUCUUUGUGCAUCAAUGAGAGGUCCAAGUAUGGCUUUGUUCAAGCAACAGAAGGUGGAGGACGUUUACGAAAUUGGGGAAGAGCUGGGAAGUGGCCAGUUUGCUAUAGUGAAGAAGUGUAGAGAAAAAAGCACCGGUAUGGAGUAUGCUGCUAAGUUCAUUAAAAAACGUCAGAGUCGGGCCAGCCGUCGUGGUGUGAGACGUGAGGAAAUCGAACGGGAGGUUACUAUUCUGCAACAGGUUCUGCACGCCAACAUCAUCAAGUUGCAUGACAUCUAUGAGAACAAGACAGAUGUGGUCCUCAUCCUUGAGCUGGUUUCUGGAGGAGAACUUUUUGACUUCCUGGCACAGAAGGAGUCUCUGAGUGAGGAGGAAGCAACCAGAUUCAUCAAGCAGAUUUUGGAUGGUGUGAAUUACCUUCACUCUAAGAAAAUUGCUCACUUUGAUUUAAAGCCUGAAAACAUUAUGCUUCUAGAUAAGAAUAUCCCUAUUCCACACAUCAAACUCAUUGACUUUGGUCUGGCGCACAAAAUAGAGGAUGGAGUUGAAUUUAAAAACAUUUUUGGAACUCCAGAAUUUGUAGCUCCAGAAAUAGUAAACUAUGAACCACUUGGACUAGCUGCCGAUAUGUGGAGCAUAGGAGUCAUCACCUACAUACUGCUUAGUGGUGCAUCACCUUUCCUUGGAGAAACUAAACAGGAAACACUUGCCAACAUCACAGCUGUGAAUUAUGAAUUUGAUGAAGAAUUUUUCAGCAGUACUAGUAAUCUGGCAAAAGAUUUUAUUCAGAAACUCCUGGUGAAAGAUACACGGAAACGGCUUACCAUUCAAGAAGCUCUGUCUCAUCCAUGGAUAACGCUGAAAGAAGACACAAAAGUCCAAGAAAACAAGAAGGUCGAGAACACACAGUUGAAGACAAAACGCCUGAGAGAGUACACCAUAAAGUGCCAUUCGAGUAUGCCUCCCAACAACACCUACAUCAACUUUGAGCGCUUUGCCCGGGUAGUAGAAGACAUUUCACUUACGGAACAGGGUUUCGGCACUUUGGCUGCAUCCCACGAUUCCUUGCAGGAGGACAUUGAAGCUCUGGUUUCCAUUUAUAAUGAGAAAGAAGCUUGGUAUAAAGAAGAGAACGAAAGCGUGAGGCACAAGCUGUCUCAGCUGAAGUAUGAAUACCGCAAAAUUGAAUCCCUGAAAAGAAAUCUACAAGAUGAUAUCAAGACUGUAGGCGCCAGUCUCACAGGCAUAACCGGGAAAUACGCUGAUCUGCAGAAUCAGUAUGAAUCUCUCAGUCGGGAACUUUCUGAGGAACUCAAGUGGAUACAGGAUUUAAUGAGUAGUUUUCAACUGGAAAAUGAAGCCUGUGUGAAUGGAAACUUUGACUCUGUUUUCAACAAAGAUAUUAAUGAAUCAGUAAUGGAGCUGUUAAACAGAUCUCGCUGUGAAGAGUUCCUUGCAGGGUUGAAUCUUGAUGUAGCAGAAUCAAAUCAGUAAUGUUAUAGAUCAGGUUAGGUGCAGGGUUUGCUACGUGUUUCAACGUAAAGCAGUUUAAAGUUUUCAGUGCAUAGAUUCUACACAAAAACAUCACCUAGAAUUAAAAUAGAAAUUCUAACAUAUUGCACAAGUUGCUGACCAAAACCAUAAACUGCCAGUGGUUUGUAGUGAUGAAGUUUUUUUUUUCCAUGUUUGGUGUCUGAAUUUACAGGAACUAGAUUAUCACAGUGGUAUGGACACAUCUAACCCUACAGCCUUUUGCGUUGCCUAUAUCAUAAUACUUCAUGUAUUAUAGCUCCUGAACAUUACUAAGUAAUUGACUUGGAAUAAAGAGUAAGUCAGUCUUAGUAGAAUCUGAGUGCCUGAAAACUAAUAAAAAUCUCAUGAUAGCAUCUUUGGUUGGAUGAAGGAAACAGUCGUGUAGACCUCCAGCAGGCAGUUCUAUAGACCAUAUGAGAGAAAUAUUUGCAAAGGUUAAGUCUGUCCCGUAAAACAAAGUAAAUGGUGUAGUAAUUUAAGAUUUAGCUAGUACUGUGGAAACUCUCUGUGAAAUAGCUGCUGAUGAAAAAAAGUUAAGACUAUAUCUUAGGCCUGUUAUGCAGGGUGAAAUCUUUUACCAUCCAAGGUGUUAGCUGUUGAUUAAUCCUUUAGUUUAAAAUUCAACUAAAUUUCAUGUUCUAUACCAAUGAAAUCUUGUUCAAAAGACAAAAUUGCGAGCAUGUAAUGAGCUGAUCAGACAACUACAUACGUAAUUUUACAGUGCAAAUAUUAAUUUGUGAGUGAUAAAUGAUAAUGUAGACCUCUGGUUUGCUUUCUACAGUAAAGAAGAUGACAAAGCUGCAACUAAUUUAAUCUGUGGUGUGGAGUUUGAAUCCAUGGUUCUUGGUGUGAAAAUUUUUUUUUUCUUAAGUUUUAGAAAGUAAAAGAAAAGUUGGCCCAAAUUUGAAUCAUGCCCUGCUGUCUUAUAUUUCAAAGGAGUCACUUGAUUAUAAUGUAUUAAUACGUACAGGUGUACCCAUCUUGGUUUUGGACACAAUAAAUAGUUAUUUAUGCAGGAUGCAAUUGUUCUCUGGUUGUCUAGUUAGGGACUGAAAAAGAGAUUUCAAGCUUCUGUUGGGAAGAGUUACCAGCCUAGGUUCUGCAGCUAAUUUACAGCCCCUUUGCUUAACUGUAUGAAUUUGCUGCAAGGGAGCUGUUACGCAGCUACAGGAAACAGUGAGAUGGAAGCCAUGUAUCCCUGCAUCACUGCUCAAGUCCAUCUGGAGUGAAUCUUUUUUUAUAUAUUAGAGUAUGUCUUUCACUGCCCAUCCUCCCUCCUCCUUUUCUAGAGAAGCGAAUGGCGUAACUAAAUUGUAUGUUGUUGUUCAUAGCAUUAUUAAGAAUAAUGGUUCCUACUUUGAGAUGAAAAGAUAAAAGCAUACUCUUAUCCCACUUGUGUAGAGUACCAUGGACCCAUCACUACUAUGUCCUCGUAAAGGCGUGCAGAGGCUGGUGAAAAUUCAGAGUUCUGAAAACAGUUAUUCAAUAGAGGUAUUGUUAUUCCUGCAAAUGUACUUGGUGGAGGAUGGAAACUGGAUGUGCUAUCUGUGGCAUCUUUCUUUGCACAAGAUGUAAGGAUUUCAAAAGCUCUGAAGUCCUGUAGAUAGCCAGAUGUCCCUAACAAGCUGGUGUUGGUGGUUGGUGAGAAUUGGGCUCAACUGUGACAAAUAGUAUUGAGAAUAUUACUUAUGUCCAUGUUUUAUUCUUGCAGAACGCUUCAGUCGUUACUUCUGUAGGUUCCUUUGAGCUGGAAUACCCACGAUACUGUCUAGGGGAACCGAAUUUUUGUUUGAGGGAGGUUUUAAUUCUUAAAAGUAACUUAAAGCCUAUUGAUAGUUAAUAUGUGCCUUUAGAAAGGACUUGCAAGAAAGAGAGUCUGCCUUUCCCCAGCCGUGAUCUCAUGUUCUUUGUUCAUACAGAUUUUCUUUAUGAACAAAUGCACUGGCAUGAUGAGAAGGAAUGUUAAAUCAGGCCACUCUGUUCCUGAGCAUGUUUGGAUGAGGUUAAUAUUGUUGUGACUCAGUCCUUGAGGCUAGUGCUCUCUGAGCUGAAGGAGGUCACUGACAUACUGCUUUUGAGAAGAUACUUUGAUGAUUGAGAAAAUGACAAGGUCACUGGUUUGCAGGCUAUUUAGAAAUUGAGAGGCAGUUAUUACUUGGAGUACUGUGAAGUGAGCUAUUUUGAUUCAUGGUUCUACUGCUGAAAGGGCACUUAGAAAUUUUUCAUGAUGAUUGUAUAGCUGACAUUUAGCCAGUGACAUUUUUUCCACUUCAAAUUGAUUUCUAGUCAGUGUUUUGUUGCACUAUGCUAGCCAUUUGCAGCAUGCGGAAAUUAUAUUUACUGCUUAAAUGUCCCAUUUCUGUUGUAUGCAAAUGGUACAUCUAAAUGAGAAAGAGGCCUAGCUGAUAGCUUGGCUCCUUGAAUUACUGCUGAGAUAUCUGCACAAAUGCUAUACCUGUAGCGUUUGAUGAGAAAAGUAAGUUUGUUGUUUUAUAAACUUUACAAAUGAUGUUGCUGAAAAAAAAAAAAAAAGUUUAGAUCUUCACUGAUGUGUCUUCCAUUCUCCUUUGGUACUCUUGCUUCUUCAGGUGUCUGGCUUGAUAAUUGAAUUCCAGUUCAGUGUAAAUAUUUCUGGGUUAUCCACCUCCUACAUAUGCAGAUCAGAACUGCUGAAAUGGUUGAUACUCCAUAAACUCCAUAAUCUUUCAAGGGUUGAUUCCCGCCCUCUCUCUUUUCACUUUUACCAGAUCUGGUUUUGAACUUUUUUUUCUCUUCUCAAUCUGUCAGAAACAGUUUUCUGGUCUAUUCAAAUUUUGAUGUGGUUUUGGGAUUCAA